AUGAGACAUCCACCGAUUUCGAAGUUCUUCUCUAGAUCUAAGACCUCCCUGGCACCUGUGUUUCGUGAAGCUCCCAAACCCAAACCUCCUCCAGAAGAUCCUAUAAUAAUCGAUGAAGAGCCUGAAGUACGGGUGGAAAAGAAAAAGAAACCUGCUGUGAAAAAUGAAAACGCAAAAAAGUUAACUCCAUUAGAGAAACAGAUCUUAGAAUUUAAAGGAAAUCAUCACGAUAAGAUUUUGGCAAUACAAGUUGGGUAUAAAUACAAAUUCUUCGGUGAAGAUGCAAAGAUUGUGUCAAAAUUGAUCAAUAUCAUGUUGAUUCCCAAUGGUGAUGACAGAUUUGAUUAUUGUUCUAUACCUGAUAAUAGGUUACACGUCCAUUUAAAAAAGAUUUUAGACUAUGGCCACAUAGUGGGGGUCGUAAAACAGACCCAAUCGUCAUUCGAAGCUAAGGGAUUAUUUCAAAGAGAAUUGACGGGGAUUUAUAGCAAAGCUACAUAUAUGAAUGAAGAACUGAAUGGUGAAAUUGAAGGAAAUGGUGAUUAUAUACUGGCAUUAUAUCAUGAACAGCUGAAUUACCAUAUGGUAACAGUCAAGCCAAUAACAGGGGAAAUAAUUAUUGAUGACUUCAUAGAUAAUGAGUUGAAGCAAGAUCUUGAAACCAGGUUGAGUUACUUGAAUCCUUCACAAGUGUUAUUAGUGAAUUGCGAUUGCAAAGAGGGCCAUAGUUGUGGAUCUUUGAUGAAGCUUUAUUCCUGUAAUAUAAUCAAGGGUGACGAGGGCUCUUUAAAUGAGUUUUUACUGGACUACCCCAAUAUAGAAGAGUAUUACCGUCUAAAUUAUGAUGAUAAUACCAUCAAAUGCAUUACCUCAUUAAUGAAAUAUCUAAAACUAUUCAAGCUUGAAUUGAUUUUCACCAUUACUUCCAACAUAUCUAACUUCAAGGAUUCGAAUACUAUGAUAUUGUCACCUAAUUUAUUGAAAAAUUUGGAGAUUUUUGAAAAUUCUAGUGAUUUCACUUCAAAAGGUUCUUUGUUCUGGCUUUUGAAUCACACCAAUACGAAAUUCGGUGAAAGACUUUUGAUUAAAUGGAUUUUGAAUCCUCUUACCAAUAAAGUUCUCAUCGAAGAUAGAUUGAACGCUAUUGAAGAUUUGAGUAAAGAAUUCAAUCAUUUCUUCGAUUGUCUCAAAAAUAAAAUCAUUGGAAUUGAUUUGGAGAAGUUAUUGAUCAAAAUCUACUAUAACAAGAUAUCAACUGUUGAAGUACAAAAGUUCUUGUUCAAAUUCAAUGAAAUCAAAAAAAUUUUCAAGACUUUCGAACUGGAAGUUCAUAGUUUAUCAGAUAAGUAUAAGUCCAAGAGUUUGAUUCUGAUUUUCACCGCUAUCAAUGAAAUAUUUAAUGAUCUUGAUAUUGAGCAUUAUUACAAUAUGAUAUCAAAGAAUUACUACGAAGACGAUAAUGAAAUUACCAAAUUCUUCGAGUUGAAAUACCAUGAUUGGGAUGAGAUUUCUAAUAAACUCAAGGAUAUAGACAAUGUUCGUCAGGAAAUUGAAGAUGAAACAAAAGAAGUUGCUAAGGUGAUAGGAAAACCAAUAAAACUAGUCAAGAAUUUGAAUCAAGAUAACCUUGUCGAAGUUCGAAACAGUUUACUCCCUAAAGUACCUGUAGAUUGGAUGAGAAUCAAUUCUACUAAGACCUUAACAAGAUUCAGAUCUCCCAAACUUCAUAAAUUGAACAAUAGCUUGAACAGUGAACUAGAUAAAUUGAACUCUAUUUGCCAUCAAUGUUUUGGAAAGUUUUUGGGUCUAAUUAACAAGGAGUAUUUUAAAUUCAACCAAAUUAUCAAGAAAUUAUCCAUAUUUGACUGUUAUUUAUCACUAUCAGCAGUGUCUAACCAAUACCAAUACAGAAGACCUACAAUUUUAUCUGAAGAGCAGAAAAUUUCCAUAAAGAGUUUCAAAAAUCCCAUCAUCAGUUCAUUGACCAAUUUCAUCCCUAACGACAUUGACAUAUCUGUUGAACACAACAGAAUCUCCAUCAUUACUGGUCCAAACAUGGGUGGGAAAUCCAGUUAUAUAAAAUCGAUUGGUAUUUUAGUGAUUAUGGUUCAAAUAGGUUGCUAUCUUCCUUGUGAAUCAGCCGAAUUGAGUAUAUUCAAUAACGUGUUCAUCAGAAUGGGAUCCAUUGAUAACAUACUAAAAGGACAAUCCACUUUCAUGAUUGAAAUGUUGGAGAUGUUAAACAUUCUUAACAAUUUCGAUGAUAAGUCUUUAAUCUUAUUAGAUGAAGUGGGAAAAGGUACGGGAACUAUUGAUGGGUACGUGAUAGCAUAUAGUAUCUUGAAAUACUUUGCUCAACACGCUUUGAAACCUUUUAUCUUAUUCAUUACUCAUUUCCCACAAUUAGGUGAAUUAUGUGAUGAAUUUAGAGAUAUGGGGAGCUUCCAUAUGGAUUAUGUGGUUGAAAAUGAUGAAGUUAUUUUCUUAUACAAGCUAGUAGAGGGCAUUGUUGAUUCAUCUUACGGGUUAAAUGUUGCCAAAUUAUCUGGGAUUCCCAAAGGAAUUAUAGACAAGGCUAAAGACAUUUCUAGAGAGGUUAGGUUGAACAAUAAUUUGAAGAUGUUCUUACAUGAAAUUCAUGAAUUAAAGCAUAACGACUGA
Yamadazyma jaroonii is the source of this 2661-nucleotide messenger RNA. Lineage: Eukaryota; Fungi; Ascomycota; Pichiomycetes; Serinales; Debaryomycetaceae. The record is from the annotation of a GenBank genome assembly.